UCCUCUGUUUACAGGCAUCCGGAGAAACAUGGAGGACACCGCUGGCAGUAAUCCCCAAUCUCUCGGAUUUACAGAGAAAUUAAAGUCUUGGCUCUCCUGGUCAUGGACUUACGUGUGCUUCAUUUGGUUCGGCCAAUGGUGCCGAUCACUCGACUACGCCACGUCCUGUGCGGAGCCGCUGAAACUGCAGCAAACUCUUCUUUCAGCCUCAGUGUUUUUGAAUACACUGACCCCUAAAUUCUAUGUGGCUCUCACUGGAACCUCCUCUCUCAUCUCUGGACUCAUCCUUAUAUUUGAGUGGUGGUAUUUUCGUAAAUAUGGGACCUCGUUCAUUGAACAAGUGUCAGUGAGCCACCUGCGUCCUCUUCUGGGUGGAGUGGAGAGCAGCUCCACGACUGGUCUUUUCACAUCAGUCAAUGGAGAGGCAGAGCCAAGGCCCAGUGUUUCAGAGUGUAAGGUCUGGAGGAACCCUUUGAAUCUGUUCAGAGGAGCAGAAUACAACAGGUACACCUGGGUAACAGGGAAGGAACCUUUAACAUACUAUGAUAUGAACCUGUCUGCUCAAGACCAUCAGACCUUCUUCACAGGAGACACUCCGCAGCUAAGGCCAGAAGAUGCUGUGAUGCAGAAAGCCUGGAGAGAGAGAAAUCCUCAAGCCAGGAUCAGAGCAGCUUACCAGGCCAUAGAAAUGAACCAUGAAUGUGCAGCAGCCUAUGUACUCCUAGCAGAGGAAGAAGCCACAACUAUCACAGAAGCUGAACGCCUCUUUAAAAAAGCACUUAGUAUCGCUGGAAAAGAUAUCAACUUACUGGUGUACAUUAAACGCAGACUGGCAAUGUGUGCACGCAAGCUGGGGCGGAUUAAAGAAGCAGUAAAAAUGAUGAGAGAUUUAAUGAAGGAGUUCCCCCUGUUGGGAAUGUUGAAUAUACACGAAAACCUCUUGGAGGCACUUCUAGAGCUUCAGGCAUAUGCUGAUGUUCAAGCAGUCCUUGCCAAAUAUGAUGACAUCAGCUUGCCAAAAUCAGCCACUAUAUGCUACACAUCUGCGCUGUUGAAAGCACGGGCUGUAUCAGAUAAGUUCUCUCCAGAAGCCGCGUCAAGGCGAGGGCUGAGCACAGCAGAGAUGAAUGCUGUGGAGGCCAUACACAGAGCUGUUGAGUUCAAUCCACAUGUGCCAAAGUACUUAUUGGAGAUGAAGAGCCUGAUCCUACCUCCAGAGCACAUCUUGAAGAGGGGUGACAGCGAGGCAGUUGCAUAUGCUUUCUUCCACCUGCAGCACUGGAAGAGGGCAGAGGGAGCCUUAAACCUACUACAUUGCACCUGGGAGGGCACCUUCCGGAUAAUUCCAUACCCUCUGGAAAAGGGUCACCUGUUUUACCCCUACCCAGGAUGCACAGAAACAGCAGAUAGGGAACUACUGCCCUCAUUCCACGAGGUGUCUGUGUACCCAAAGAAAGAGCUUCCCUUCUUCAUCCUCUUCACAGCAGGCCUUUGCUCCUUCACUGCCAUGCUGGCCAUGCUCACACAUCAGUUCCCUGAGCUCAUGGGUGUCUUUGCCAAAGCAUUCUUCAGCACACUCUUUGCACCCCUGGGUUUCUUCGCAGACAAGAUGGAAAGCUUCAUGCCGUCCAGUUUUUGGCACCAGCUGACUCGAAUCUGACCCCAUCACACACACACACGCACACACACAUACACACCGAUACCACUCCAAACCCUCAGACAAAAAGUGUUUGCUCUCCUGUCUUCAGCAUUACUGUCCACUUGCUGCAUUGUUACUGAUUAUGUUGGCGGGGGUUGUAUCAACACAGCAGUACCACACUUAAGAUGCUCUCCCACACUGUUCCAGCAGCCAGAGUUUUUCCAAGACCACAUUUAGUGAAUACCAUUUGCAAUAGUUUCACAGGGUAAUUUAUUUGUCCUUAUGCUAGCACUUGGCAAUUUGAGGUUUUUAAGUGGAUUUUCUUGAACAAAAAAUCUAAUUAGGAAUUUGUCAAAGGUACUCCUCUGUUCCAUCACAAGAAUACAUUAAAGGACCAGUGUGUAGGAUUUAGUGACAUCUAGCAGUGACUGCAAACAUUCCAAUACAGCUCAGCCUUCCAACUGUGUAGGAGAAACUACAGUGGCUGAGAAAAAUGCAAAAGGCCUUAUCUAGAGCCAACGUUUGGUUUUUCCCUUCUGGGCUACUGUAGAACCAUGGCAGUUCAACGUGAUGGCCUGCGUGGAAGAGGAUCCACUUCCUCUGUAGAUAAAAACCGCUAAUUCAGAGGUAACAAUAACACAACAAUUAUUAUUAUUACUUAUUUUCAGGUGUUUAUACAUUAAUAGGUGAUCAUACCUAUGAAUAUUAUAUUCAAUUUCUGCCAAUAGAUCCUGCUUAAUGUUACACACUGGGCCUUUAAGUCACGAAAAAAAAACUAAAACUGCAUGUUUUUAAUGUUCCUGUCACUACUGUCUAGUUUGUUUGAGUCGGUGUGUUUUUGAUAAGAAACUGAAAGAACUUGUACAUGAUAAAUGUCUGUUGUAGAAUAUAUUGACCAAUAUGAUUCCUAUUCCUCCUCUUUCCCUUGCCAAUUAUUUAUGUGUAUCAAAAAGAUCCCGUCAGGUAUUUGCGAUGGGAAACCUAUAUCAAACCUCAGUACCCUGCAGACAUCCAGUGGGGCAGAUUUUAAAGUCUGGAAGGCCUCCUAAAAACAGAGCUGUGAUUUACAGCCUCGAAGUGCCUGCAGUGUAUACAACGCCUCUGCAGUUCAACAGUUGUUACCAUGGCAUGACACCUCAGCACUAUAUCACUGGGGCAACCACCAACCCCGCAACAUCGAAAUGUAAAUGGGAUCAUUACUGGUCGCAGUUAGGCCUCCCAUGGCAUAACUCAUAUGUGCUGAUUGCACUACAGAAUGUUAUAAUUCAGUGUAUAAGUCAGCUUCUCUAGUCAGCAAACAAAAACUAAAGAGGCACACAUUGUAGUAGUAGUAUUGAGAGUGAACUGGCACAGACAAUGUAACUACAGUUAUAAUACACUGGAUUACAGUAGUUCUGAAUACACAGUAUUAAAGUUCUUUGAUGAGUGAUCCUGAUGAGCCCUCAGAGAAGCGUUUGGAGAUGGGGGUAAAAUUAACAGACAUGCAGAGAUGCAAAAGUAAGAGAAUUGUUUUACUUUGUAUGUACACAAUCUCUUGCUCUGCCUUUGAUUGUCUGCUAAUUUUGCCAGAAAUGGUACAUGGACCUUCUUUGUUUUCCCUCUGAAAGGUUUACACACUCAGCAUUACCUUGCUGUGAAGUAUAAUGUAAAAACCGGUUGAUAAUGUAAUAAAGCCUGUAAAUGUAUUAUAUAUUUCCAUUAUUAAUGAAAAAUGGAAUGAAGUGUUAAACAUCUUAGUCCUGGGCGAUGAUAAUAUAAUGCCACAUCAUCCUGAGUUUUUAUUACAUUAACAGGUUUAUUACAUUUUAAAACCACUUAAGGCAGACAUGUUUACUAUACUUUGUCAAGUUUUUGUUACUUGAUAGUUAUUACAUUAUUGUUGGAUACAACAAUGUAGAGUUCUUGCCCCAGGAUGUACUUUAAGUGACAUUAUACUGACAACUCUUCACUCCACACGUAUAAAAAGUGAUAUUAAAGUGCCUUUCACAUCACAAUAGUUAAACACACCAAUUCGGCAUUAGCUGUGCCUACAAUAUUGAUGUCAAGUAUAGUGGUAACUCUGUUCAAUUUUGAUGGAUUACAUUUGAUAAAUGGAUGCCAUCUAACAUUGUAAUUUGUAACAGGACUGUUGAUUUCCCAGUGAUUAGCAUUACGACAUAAAGCAGGCAAGUAACAGUGGCAAACGCAAAAAGUAGAAAAUGGCAAGUUGGCUCUGAUGCAUUGGCACAUAAAUGUGUGUGUUAUUACAAUAUGUUGCAAGUUUGGAAUAUAUUUUCAAUAACCCUGAUCUACUCUAAACUACACAGAUUCUGUUUCGCAUUUCACUCUGGCCUGUAACAUUUGUCUGUUUAAAUUUGACACUUGAAAUGUCUUAAUUUUAUAGUGUGCAGCUGAAAUGUAAGAGUAUGCUGAAGACAGGAGAAUGUUUUGAACAGUAAAUACCCUUGAAUGAGUUUGAAAGCAAAACUCACAAUAAAUUACUCUUUCA
Messenger RNA from Morone saxatilis (striped sea-bass), 4127 nucleotides. It is a transcript of the gene st7l, whose product is annotated as suppression of tumorigenicity 7 like. The record is from RefSeq and is a predicted model, not a curated record. Lineage: Eukaryota; Metazoa; Chordata; Actinopteri; Moronidae. Bases 29 to 1660 code for a protein of 543 amino acids. Gene Ontology annotation, molecular function: protein binding. The transcript is spliced from 15 exons.